AUGGAGUCUGUAAACCCAUUAUGUUUCAUUUUAUUGCUGGGUUUGGGAUCAAACAUGCUUAUGAAGCCAUGCUUUGCACAACCUACAGAAUCCAAGGUACAGCUUCCAUUUUCUCGAUGGCAAGUGACCAUUUAUAAUCAUAUGAUCGAUUCAACUUUGAUGGUUCACUGCAAAUCAAAGGACAACGAUUUGGGCAGGCAUGAGAUCAAGCAAGGGGAUAACUACUUCUUGAAGUUCAAAGAAAAUAUUUGGCAAACCACACAGUUUUGGUGCCAUUUUAGCAGCAAAUAUGGACAGGUUACUGGUGAUGUUUUCUGGCCGGAAGAAGGAAGCCGGCUUAGCGAUGAAUGUAAUGAUCAUAACUGUGUUUGGUCUGCUCAAGACGGUGGGAUUUUCUUAUUGCGUGGUUCUAUCAAUUCCUAUCAGUUAGCCUACCCUUGGAAGAAAUGA
Molecule: messenger RNA, 450 nt
Organism: Cucurbita maxima (winter squash)
Lineage: Eukaryota; Viridiplantae; Streptophyta; Magnoliopsida; Cucurbitales; Cucurbitaceae
Product: S-protein homolog 74-like
Exons: 1
Coding region: 1-450 (149 amino acids)
Source: RefSeq, a predicted model, not a curated record